Molecule: messenger RNA, 1683 nt
Organism: Dentiscutata erythropus
Lineage: Eukaryota; Fungi; Glomeromycota; Glomeromycetes; Diversisporales; Gigasporaceae
Source: the annotation of a GenBank genome assembly
AUGGCCAUACAAGAAAUGACGAAUCCUACAAAUUUGAAGAAAGCUGAUCGAGAUAUUUGGCGUUCUUCUUCUGGUGUACGAAAGGAUGAAAAGAUUCGACGAAGAUUUGGAAAUGCAGCCAUUUUUCUUAUCAUGUUUGAAAAUAUUAGCAGAAUUGAGCGGUUUUUUAAAUAUCGAGAUGAUUAUUCGCUUGUAAAUGUGGAUCCUCCCAAAUCGAUACUAUUAUUUGGGCCUUCUGGAACAGGAAAAACACAUGUUAUUUAUGAGUUAUGUUCUAAAUAUCAAAUCAAGUUGUUUAGUUUGACUAUUGGUGAUUUAGCUGCAGAAUUCCCUGCAGAGCCCGAAAAAGGACUACGUCGUUAUUUGGUUCUCGCUUAUAAUAGUCAACCAAGCGUGCUAUUGUUAGAAAAUAUUGAAUUAUUUUUCCCCAUAAGUGGUGACAGUCCAUUACUUUCUUAUUUUUUUCGUGAAUUAUUGGAUAAUUGUUUUAAAGAAAAGAUUGGAACUUCUAUCAAUAUUGAUUCUAUAAAUCCGGCUGCUCGAUCAAUAUUUGAAGAUGAAAUUGAAUUUGGAACUCUAAUACCCAUGGAACGCUUAGAAAUACUGGAAACAUGUACCAAGAAUUUAGAUCUUGCUUCAAAUGUUGACAUCAAAGAUAUUAAUGAUAAAUGCCAUGGAUUUGUUGCUGCUGAUAUUGUUUCGUUAUGCAGAAUGGCUACUGAGCAUAGCGAUGCUAAAAGCAUACAACAAACUGGUGAACCAUGUGAAUUAAAAAUCUCUAAUGAUGAUUUUCUAUAUGGGUUGCAAAAAAUUCGAAUUAGUGGUUUACAAAAAAAGAAUAGUGUUCAGAAAGUUGAAUCAGUAAAAUGGUCUGAUAUUGGAGGGUUAGAAGAAGUGAAGAGCAUGUUAGAAGAAUCAGUAAUUUGGAUAUAUAAACGUAUCGAUUCCUUUCGCCAUCUCGGAAUAAAACCUUCUAAUGGUGUUCUACUUUAUGGUCCACCAGGUACGGGGAAAACUUUAUUAGCUAAAGCCGUAGCCACAGAAUCAUCAGCAAAUUUCAUUCCAGUUUCAAUACCGGAUUUAAUCAAAGGUGAGGUUGGAGAAUCAGAAAAAGCAAUAGCCAAUAUAUUUAAAAUGGCGCGUCGAUGUAGUCCUUGUAUAAUAUUCUUGGACGAAUUGGAGGCUAUGUUUGGAAGUAAGGAGUCUAGUGGUAGUUUUGGGCAAAAGAUUAUGUCACAACUUUUGCUGGAAUUGGAUGCAUUGGAUUCAGUAGAUCAAGGAGUUGUUGUGCUUGCUGCAACAAAUAAUCCGAGAGCUAUUGAUCCCUCUUUAGUAAGACCUGGUCGCAUUGAUAGAUUAAUUUAUAUUAAACCACCAUCACUUUCCGAAAGAAUUUCAAUUCUACAAAUGCAAAAUGUUAAAACGAAAUUUUCUAAAAAUAUAAAUCUUAAAGAAAUUGCUGAAAAAACCGAGAAUUUUACUGGAGCUGAUUUAAAAGCUUUAGUACAAAGAGCUGCUUUUUUGAGGUUUAAGAAAUACAGGGCUAGAGAACAGCAAUUAAAUUCUGACGUUGAGUGCAAUAUCGAUCAAACAGAUCUUUUAGAAGCACUUUCAAAAUUUAGUCCUUCUGUUAAUUUGUCACAACUUGAUAUGUAUGAAAAAUUUUCUAAAUCCUUAGAUUGA